GAGCCACAUAAGGGUGCAGCGCUAGGGGUUCGUUCGGCGCAACUUGUGCUUAGACGCUUAAGUCACUGACCAAUAACUACAAUACGUAUGAUGAUUCCCCCGCCGCAGCAGCAAAGCAACUUGCUUGCUUGUCGUCCAUCCAUUUCCUUCCCAAGCGCCAUGCCAUCCCCUCUCCACUCCGGCGAUUGUGAUCACCCAAUUGCGGUUGUACUUGCUUACUGGUUAUAAUCUCGUUGCCUUCCGGUUUCUUGUCCUGGUGGGUGUGGAUGUACUUCUGGAUUUUUUCUGUUUCUCUUUCUUUUUGUUCUACUUUGGUUCUUGAUUUGGUGACUUGGACUCAUUUGGAUGUUGAAGAACUUCAUCUCUGCACACUCACUGUGCUAUACCGCUUAUUGAUGCUUCUCUCCUCCGGGUUGCGAGCGGAGGGUGUGCGCCUCGCCGGUACAUGUAGAUCCCUACGGGACGACCGCAUUUGAGCGACCUGACAAUAUCAUUCGACCCUCGAGAACCUUACUUUUGCUUGGGUGUCAAAGAGCUGAAACGCUCUGCGCACUACGGUAUAGUGUCUGAAGCUGUAGACGAGUUCACGAGUUUGCGAUCUGGAAUCAGAAGCGACCGCCAUCAUGAACAGACAACUGCAGCUGAAUACGUCCAAUCUGGGCUCCAAUCCGAGAUACUCUUAUAUGGAAACUCCGUUAGAGAUGCAUGCUCCAGGAAGCCGACUAAGAGACGAGAUCACACCUCCAGCGGCCACAACGAACACCCAGUCAACAGAAUCACAGACUGUCAUGGAGCACUUUCAACCACCGGUGAAUGAGAAGUCGCAACAAUACCAGCAAGACAUGGCCGUUCAAGGCUAUCCCUGCGGACCAAAUCUCGAACAACAUCCAGCCAACUAUGCGCCGUACGCGGAUGAGAUCCAACAAGUCCAGCAGAAUCCGAAAGUGCCUGAAUACUCUUACGCACAGCCUCCACAAUCCCCGGGCCCUCUUCCAGUCAAAAAAGACCUGGAAAUGUCAGAACCGUUACCAAAUAAACAGCCUAUGGCUGUUGUACCAGACACGAAUCCUUUACAUUCGCCUCAAUUACCCCAGUUUCCCCCUCCAGUCGCCCAUGGGGCGCCAGCGACACCUGCAGGAUUUGACCUUAUGGCAUAUCAUCGGCCGGGUCAAAUAACGCAUCCUGAUCUCGAGAUUAAAGGCGGAUCGUGGCGCACUAGCAUGUGCGGCUGCUAUGAUGUUGGGUCAUGCUGUCUCGGACUACUCUGUCCAUGCAUCCUAUUCGGAAAAACGCAAUAUCGACUUUCUAUGAAGUCAAGGAGUGAAGACCCAACCAAUAUGCUCGGGUAUGAAACGUGUAAUAGUUCCUGCACCGCUAUGGCUCUGGCCUGUGGGUGUCAAUGUUUUCUGGCAACGUUUCAGCGCCGUCGAACGCGAAAAGCCUAUAAGAUCGAAGGGGAUAUUGUCUCCGACUGCGUUCGAGCGACGUGCUGCACAUGCUGUACGCUCAUCCAAAACGAGGUCGAGAUCAAGAAACGGGAAGAAGAACGCGGGAGAUAUGCUAGUGCCACGGGGGCAGCGUUAGUAUCACCAUACCUGCCUCCGACGCAGAUGUCGUACGGACCACCUCCGAGGUGAUGGGACUUCCGUAAGGGCUUUUCUGGGGGAGGAAUGUGGGGGUGUGAGACCCUGAUCACUGUUUGGACUAUAGAAGGGAGGUUGAGAGUA
Aspergillus welwitschiae is the source of this 1727-nucleotide messenger RNA. RefSeq names its product DUF614 domain protein. The coding region runs from base 624 to 1637 and encodes 337 amino acids. NCBI's taxonomy places the organism in Eukaryota, Fungi, Ascomycota, Eurotiomycetes, Eurotiales, Aspergillaceae. The transcript has 2 exons. The record is from RefSeq and is a predicted model, not a curated record.